Molecule: messenger RNA, 5449 nt
Organism: Tribolium madens (black flour beetle)
Lineage: Eukaryota; Metazoa; Arthropoda; Insecta; Coleoptera; Tenebrionidae
Product: protein TANC2
Exons: 13
Coding region: 440-4843 (1467 amino acids)
Molecular function (GO): protein binding
Source: RefSeq, a predicted model, not a curated record
GCAUCGGUGCAGUCACUCUCUUCCGUUUUGCUCCGAUUUAUGUCAGACAUAAAUCUCGCUAUCGGGAUCGCCAACCAAAAAAUCGAUUUGUUUUACUUUGUUUUUGGUGUACAGUGGGCUUGUGUGCGGUGAAUGAUGAUCUGAUGAAGUCGAGAUAAAAAAGAAUGAAACAGCAAGUAGCUUAAUUUAUUCAACGCAGCUAUGCUCUUGUCUAAAUUAGGAUCUUGUUGACAAAUGUCACUUCUGCUAAUAAGGAAGAGAUUAGAAGAUUAGCAACGUCAUUAAGGGCAUACAAAGGGGCAUUUUCCUGUGUGUAGAAACUCAUUAAGGAGGGCAAAAUGUAAUCAAGUCGAAAAAUUGUGGCCGCUGUGUAAUAAAAGAACUGUAAUUGUGAAGAUGCCCUCGGGGAGCAUCAACGUGCGUAAAGAAGAAGAUUGUGAUGAUGAUAUUGCAGAGUGCAUGUGCAGUUCAGUGCCCUUACAAUGUAACUGGAGGACUUUUAGCCAUGACGAGUCAAGUGCAUAAGACUAAACCGGGAAGUGGUCUCAGCUUGAGCUUUCUAGAUCUGGCAGCCAUCAGGAGGCUACUGGAUACCGAGAACACUGCAGGGACCUGCCCCAGUUGCGAUAUGCCGUUUGAUAAGGGCAAGAAACGAAGACUUAUCGAUAACUGCGGACAUGAGAGAUGUUAUUCUUGCAUGUUUACUAACGAGGCUUGUCCUUUGUGCACUUUGGAUGGACCACUCAUACAUGACACACCUCAAUCAUCGAUGGGUUGUAUGGGAUUGAGGGGCUCCGAGAUCACCCUGUAUGGAGAGUCUCCGGUCGAAAAAGACAGAAUCCAACCCAGGACCAAAGUCAAGACCAAUGGCCACUUUACGACCUUCAUGCAGGGGCGCCAGGAAUUAUCAACGUCCGAGCUAGGUCACCCGGAGAAACUUCCCAAAACCCGGCCCUCCAACCCCCGGACUCGCGUAGACCAAGGCGUAAUGACCCAAAGUUGUCCAACUCCGCCCCAAACUCGUCGAAAAUUUUUCCUGAGUCCCAAAGGAUUGAGGAGUCCCUUUGGGCUACGAAACGCAAGACAGCAGCCUCCCGUAGACUCCGCGUCUUCUGCUAUGACCUCGUCGACGUCUUCCGAGGGCCGCCAUUGGCCCAGUAUGGUCUUGAGCAAAAUCCGGUCUUUGUGGUCGGCAGGAACGUCCGGUCCCAGUGCCGGACUUAACCAACUAGUGUCAGAUGAUGAAGGUGGAACUGUUAAACCAAUCUCAAAUAAGAAGAAUUCUGAUAAUGAUAUGUACAUGAGACUCGGCUUGCUGUUGGGAGAAGGUGCGAGAAGAACCAAGAGGAUACAAGGGAGGAAUCACGAGUCGUGUUCGUCUCUUGCCAGCUACGACGCCGCUGCUAUCCUUUCGACCAACACGAGUCCGGUUUCGACCCUCACAGGGAGCUCCGAGGAUCAACAUAGGAUUAAUCCCAGUUCUGACAGUGUCGGCUCACUCAUGUCCAUGUCGAUGUCAGGCCAAAGUAACUGUAGCUCGAGUCCCGUCAGUCGGCGACACAGCGUCACAACAUCUCAACCUGGUCAAGUCGAAGAUCUCAACAUGUUCCGCAAUCGCCGGACUUGCAUCCGCCGCUCGGCUCGGACCGGAACCAUCAAAGGCCCUGUUGACCCCAAAAUCCGGUUCGCCCAAUAUCGGACACCUCAACUAACCCUCAAACCCCUCUUUUUUGAAGUACCACUCCAAGAACCCGAUCCUUUGUUUCUCGGCCGGCAUUGGUUAAUCAAAGAAAUCGAGGACAUUGUUGGCUCUUCGAGUCCCGGAGUUCUCCUUACCGGUAACCCUGGAACCGGUAAAACCGCCCUUAUCUUGCAAUUGGUGGAACACAGCUGUUUCGGACGCCGGAAAGAACCUAUCUACCAAUCAGUUCACUCCCCGGAGCGGUCCCGAAGUCCUCAAAACAUCUACUACCAAAUGGAUUUAAUCUCCGAACGACUUAAACCCUUAGCUAAUAGUGUGGUCGCGUACCAUUUUUGUCAAGCUGAUAACAAUAAUACUUGUCUAGUACCUGAUUUUAUCCACUCAGUGGCAGCACAGUUGUGUCAAGCACCGCAAUUGUCAGGGUAUAGGGAUUAUUUGCUAAGUGAGCCGCACCUCCAAGCCGCUCUUUCCCUUAAAGAGUGUAUUAUGAAUCCUGAUACGGCAUUGACUCGAGGAAUCCUCGAACCCUUGGCAAGUCUUCGCCGAGUUGGCAAACUCGAAAAUUUGAACUGUGUGAUUCUGGUCGACGCUUUGUGUGAAGCUGAGUACCAUAGACCGGACCAUGGGGAUACUAUAACUUCAUUUUUGGCCAGACAUUCGCCCAAUUUCCCGUCAUGGUUAAAAAUAGUGGCCACAGUUCGGACCCAGCUCCAGGAUGUGACCAAACAAUUGCCCUACACGAGGAUCAGUCUAGACAACUCCAAUUCUAACGAGAAUAUCACUAAGGAUAUCCUUAGUUAUAUCAACUUCCGGCUCCAAAAUAGCCCGAGUAUUCAGAGCAACAUCACUUCCAGCACUUCCGGGAAAUUGGAAAGUGGCAGUGUGUCUCAGCAUAAAUUUUCCCAACAUUUACUCAACUUAAGCCACGGCUCGUUUCUCUUUGUCAAACUAACUUUAGAUUUGAUCGAACGUGGACAUCUAGUGGCGAAAUCCAGUGGUUAUAAAGUGUUACCAGUGACUUUGGCCCAAAUCUAUCUUCUCCACUUCAACUUGCGGUUCCCCACCGUCCGCUCCUUCGAGAAAGUUACUCACAUAUUGAGUGUGUGUCUCUCCGCGCUCUAUCCUCUAACUCUUCUCGAGAUUUACUAUUCCGUCAAUUCACUCCUUGUAGAUAAAUUCUUACCUUGGACUGAGUUCUUUCAGCGCUUCAAACUUCUCUCUGGCUUUCUAGUAAAACGCUUAGACAACACUUAUAUGUUUUUCCACCCUAGCUUCAGGGAAUGGCUCAUCAGACGCGACGAUAACGAAAAUACAAAAUUCCUGUGCGACUUGCGAGCCGGUCAUUCGGGCAUCGCGUUUCGUUUAUCACGCGUUCAAGCUCCUCUCGAUGAAGAAAAAACCUUAGAAUUGGGCCAUCACAUACUUAAAGCACACGUCUAUCGCAACAUGUCACUUAGUACGAUAACAGCGCGCGAUUUGCAAGCUUUCUGGGUGUGUGAAAGCUCUGAGAAUGUCUCAUCAGCUGUAUGCAACUUGCGAAACAUGUACAGUCCUAAUGUCAAAGUUUCCCGUCUUUUGCUCCUCGCCGGGGCUUCCCCCAAUCAUAUCACUGAUUUUUUGGGCAACGCUCCUGUCCUUUGUGUUUACGCCAAUGAGGGAAUUGUACCAAUGGUUUCCCUGUUGCUUGAAUUUGGAGCCGACGUAGAACUAACCAACAGUCAAGGCUCCACAGCUCUAUCUCUAGCCGCAGCUAAGGGUCAUUGUGAUAUUGUGCGUCAUCUGGUGGCAGCUGGAGCAAGUCCAGGUCACGUGGACACCGCCGGUUAUUGUCCAUUGGUCCACGCGGCGCGUAACGGUUGUUUGAACGUCGUCGGUUAUUUACUCGCCUGUGAUUGGAUAAUCAAAAAUCCGGAAGAUGUCGAAUUGGGAGAAGCAGCACAACAAGCUCUAGUGGCGGCUGCAAGUCAAGGUCAUGUUGAUAUUGUCGAGUAUUUGUUAGAUAUGGCCGAGGUCAAUGUUGACGCCACUGAUAGUAUCACCGGGGAAACGGCCUUGACGGUGGCAGCAGCCAAUGGGUGUCAUGGCGUGUGUACAGCUUUGAUUGGCAGAGGAGCAAGUCUUUCUGUUUGUAAUAAAAAAGAGAUGGCACCACUGUUACUAGCCGUGAAGGAGGGACAUUGGGCUGUAGCUGAAAGACUGAUACAGAAUCAUGCCGCUAUUGAACAGAGUGAUAAUGUAGGACGCUCACCCUUGAUGUUGGCAGCGUCGGAAGGCCACGUGGGACUAAUUGAGUUAUUACUCAAUAAAGGGGCCGAAAUCAACAAGGAAGACCGUGAGGGCCUCACACCCCUCUGUUGGGCCUGCCUUCGAGGCAAACUUAAAGCUGUCCAAUGUCUUAUCGAAAGAGGUGCCAACAUAAACCACACCGACAAGACUGGACGAACUCCCCUUGAUUUGGCAGCAUUUCAAGGAAAUCCAGCCACAGUUCAACUUUUACUCGACAGUGGCGCUCUCAUCGAACAUGUCGAUAUUAACGGUAUGAGACCUCUAGACCGAGCCAUAGGUUGUAGGAAUAUCCAAGUAGUGCAAUGUUUUCUGAAAAAAGGGGCCAAAUUGGGGCCAGCCACGUGGGCCAUGGCUUCAGGCAAGCCAGAUAUAAUGCUUAUUCUCCUGAAUAAACUUCUUGAAGAUGGUAACACGUUAUAUCGCAAGGGUAGACUAAGGGAGGCGGCCCAUCGCUACCAAUACGCCCUUAAAAAGUUUCCGAAUAACGAUCAAGCCGAACAUAAUAAAGCGUUCAGGCAAUUGCAAAUGAAUUUUCUCUUGAAUUAUUCGAGAUGUAAACGAAAACUUAACGAGACAGAAGAAGCUAUGGAAUUAGCAAACGAAGUUCUAAUUAUGAAUCCCGACUCAUACGAAGCCUACUACUCACGAGCUAAGGCCAAACUUGACUUAAAAUUAUACGAAAAUGCUUUAGCUGACAUGCGCGAAGCUCUAAGACUCGCACCUGCGCAAAACGUCGAAGUCCGGAAAGUCCUAGCCCAUCUUCGUGACGAAAUCGCCAUCAAAAUGGCGUCACCUUCUGGUCGAAUGUCCAAUCAUCGGGAUCUAGCAAUGUCCGUCGAUACUUUACACGAAUAGAAAAUCACCAGUGCCUUUGCAUCAUUUGGAAGACUGAUUUUUGUCGAAAUUUUUGUGAAUAUGUUAGGUUUAUUUGCUUUGUAUAUAUGAUUUUUUAAAUUAAUUUAUUUUAACUGUUACGACUUUUGGGUUCAUCUUAUCAUUCCCAUGGAUAAAACUAUCCAAAUUGUUGGUUUUUAUUUUGUAUUUUUUUCCAGAAAUGUUAAGUUAUAGUGGUGGUAGACUGCUAUCAUAGUCAAUGCUUGUUUAAGUAAGACAAGUUCUUCGUUUUUUUUAUACUGCCUUCAAGUAAUUAAGCUACUUAAAUAUUGGUAAUACUGCACGAAAUUUGUAAAGUUCCUUAUGUAAUUCUUGUGUUUUAGGAAAAGUAUUUAUUUGUAUUAAAUACGUGUUUGAAUUAUUACGAAAUGUGGUUUCUUGCCAAGCAUGUUAUCUAUUUAUGCAGUAUUUUAUUAUUUAUUACUUUGUAUUAAAACAGUUUAACUGUUUUCGUGUGGACAAAACUACAAAGAAAUUAAAAAAAAACACUAAAGGUGCUAAUUAUAUAAGAGAAUCGUAUUUUGUGUCUUGAAGAACAAAAAUAUUGCAAUAAAGAAAUAACUUUUA